Molecule: messenger RNA, 4989 nt
Organism: Mercenaria mercenaria
Lineage: Eukaryota; Metazoa; Mollusca; Bivalvia; Venerida; Veneridae
Product: cadherin EGF LAG seven-pass G-type receptor 2-like
Exons: 19
Coding region: 91-2589 (832 amino acids)
Biological process (GO): homophilic cell-cell adhesion
Cellular component (GO): plasma membrane
Molecular function (GO): calcium ion binding
Source: RefSeq, a predicted model, not a curated record
AGGCUUUCACAAAAAGAUUAUCGUGUACGAGUUAUCUGCCUAACAUGUAAACGGAUCUGAUUUGAUAUCUGUAAAUUUUAGGUCGUCAAGAUGUGGAAAGGCCUGAUGAUCACCUUUUGGCUUGUAUUUGAAGUCAUGACCAUACAUGGACAAGAAUUGUGUCAGACAGAGCUAGGGUAUGAGUACUUCAUUCAAGGUAUUAUGGAAAACACUUUACCAAACACGGAGAUCGGUCACGUGGUCAUCGAGGGAAAUAACAGUCAGAUAGAAAUAAUUCAGACUGAGCACAAGUUUUAUUCGUUUAACAAUAUUACACGAAACGUAACCUUAAAAAAGGAAUUGGACACUGACCAAGGUGCGGAAGAAAUUCAGCCUCUGUAUCUGAACUGUAGGAAACUUGGUCGCUCCGGACAAGACUCUGGCACGCUGCGGAUAAUAGUGUAUGUUUUAGUGACUGACUGGAACGACAAUCCGCCGGUAUUCGAUUCUCAGAACUAUUCUGUGUCCAUUCCGGAGGAUGCUCAAGUGGGGACAACAGUAAUUUCUGAUAUCAAAGCGACUGAUAACGACAAAUCGUUUGACGGAAACAGCCGACUGACUUACCGAAUUACCCCAAACCAAACAUUCUCCGAUUAUUUCUUGUUGGAGGUCCCUACUAAACCGACCAUUACUCUGAAACAGCAUUUAGAUUAUGAGAAAGUAACCAAAAUGGUUAUUCUUAUCGAAGCUAUGGAUUCACCUACCAAAAAUCGAGGUAUUCCACAGACAUCGACCGCCACACUUACUGUAUAUAUCACCGACGCUGAUGAUCAAAACCCGAAGUUUUCUCAGAAGACAUACAGAGGUGUUAUCAGUGAAGACGCUAGUCCGGGCACUAUUGUCGAUGUUACUCCACCUAUCAUAGCAAGGGAUCCGGACACGAUGAAUGUCUCUGUCACUUACAGACUUCUGGACCCCUACGACUUUUUCGACAUCAACACGACAACAGCAACCAUCAGGAACAAGCGGUUGUUUGAUGUAGAUGUUCCUACACUAACAGUAGUUGUAAUGGCGUCCCAGGUUGACAACCCUAACAGAGAAUGGUUUGCUAUGUUAACUAUUACGAUAUCAGAGGCGAAUAUCAAUGCUCCAAGCUUUACCAAAAAUAUAUACAAGGUCACGCGGACAGAGCUGGAACCAGUCAAAUCAAUACUUGUUUCAACAACAGCUAGGGACCCGGAUUUCAAGACUAUCACGGGCACAGUUUUGGAAUAUGCAAUUACUGACCCCGUUGAAUUCUUCAGCAUUGAUCAGUAUAGUUGCUUGUCAUGGAAUUUUCGGGAUACUUUUGUUCCUAUAGAAGAAACAGCACCCACUGACCAUUAUGAAGAUUUUUCUAAAUAUAUCAUGAAUAUAUGUAAACAUUUAGAAGUUUUUAAAGUUCGGGUCAAUGGUCUUAUCAUUUCUGUUUUCAGCGGAAAUAUAAUACUAGAGAAAUCCUUGGAUUACGAAGAGAUAGACGAGCAUAUCAUUUCAGUUACAGCUUCAGACGGAGUCCAUACCGCCCAAGCGACUGUUGAAAUCACAGUUCUAGAUGUAAACGACAAUAAUCCUAGACUGAAUGUCCCUGGUGUGACCUUCAAUGCUGAAAGGAUAAAGGGAUAUAUGAUAACAACAGUGUCGGCAGAUGACGACGAUAUAAGAAACGUUCUCCGUUUUGAAUUAAGAAGUAACACGAAUUUGUUUAAAAUAAACUACAAUGGAGAGAUAACAGUUUUGGCAGAACCAGAACAAUUGACUUUGGACCGAUAUUCUAUCCUCGUUUCGGUACUGGACGACGGUACACCACCUCGUGAAUCCUCAAAACAAAUUGACGUCAUAUUUCCACCACUUGGUUAUACGCCAACAUCAAAGACAACCGCUGCACCUACGAAAACAACGGAAGGCGUCGCAGCAGCGUCUGUUGCACCUGAUGAUAACAUGCUGGCAGUCAUUCUUGGCGCCGUCGCCGGGGUCUUGCUGGUUGUUAUACUGAUACUUGUUGUAUAUAUUGUAUGGAAAAAUAAGAGAACAAAGGAGGAGCUGGAUAGGGCAAGGGCACCUAGGAGUCAUGCGGCGCAAGGUCUCACUUACAGACAAGCUGAAGUACCGGAUGACCUUCCGAAAAUGGACUUGAGUUACGCAGACGACACAGAUGGAAUUUCUGACUUUGGAGCAACUACCGUACAGGAAAAUCCAUUGAGAAAAACUGGUGUAAAUCAGGGAUAUUUGCAAAGUAGUGGAUCCGAAAUGGAUCGGGACAUUAGUGAAAUAGAAGUGGAGACUGCCGUUGUUCCGUAUGAUGACGAUUUCGGUUAUCCUUCGAAUCACGGACAAUUCCGAACAUUUCACGGAGAUGAUACGACAAGUAACGAAUCAAAUCACAGUGACAGCACAGGUGGCAGUCAACGAGUUCUAGUAAAUGGCAAUAAGAAAGAUGGAAAUAAAAUGACCAGUUGGGAUAGUGAUGAUAAAAUACACCCACAAGGUGCAGAGAAAUUGUUAGACUCAAAAAGCAGUACAGCUUCAAGAACGAAAAAGGAGCGACCAGAAAUUACUGUUUAUUUCUGAGAAAUUAGACAACGAUACAUUGUUAUAUUGAGUGUGCAUAUCAAACAUGAGAAAUAAAGACUAUUCUCUUCAUGAACAUAUGUUAUUAAUACAACGUACAAAUAUUUAUGUAUAACCCACUAAAGUAGUAAUUCAGUCGGAUAUCAAGGCUUUUACAUACUGAUCCAUGAAACGAACGUGCCAGUUUUAUAUUUGCAUUUUGUGUUCAGUGACGUUUAAUAUCUGUGUUGGUGGAUGAAUACCAUAUAGGCAUUUUCUUGGGCUUAUAUGCACAUGGGAAGAACCACAUACGCAGAAUAUCAUGGUGACUCACUCAGAUAACGACAAUAUUGAAGAACUCGAACUCCGACAGGGGAAAGAUAAGUGAAUAUAAUGCAAAUUUGUGGACAUCGGGAAUAAAAAAUAUACUAAAUACUAGAAUGAAAAUUGUAUUCAAUUUAUAAGAUAAUUUGUACAUUUGAAAGUAUGCGGGACAAGCACCGGCUAGAUUGUUAAAGUUUCGACACAUUCUUAAAAUUUGAACACUCCUCAGACUAUACUGUGUAUCCAGUUUCAUUCCGUCUUGAGAAAUUUGUAUUUUUACGUUGUACGUUAAUUAAUAUUGAAUUUCGUUUCAUGUGUUCAUUCUAGUUUAUUACUGGUGUCAUAUCCAUUAUGUACAUAGAACAUCAUUAUAAAUACUCAGAAUUAAUCACAGACAUAAAUAUUAUUUUGAAUUGAUUGUUUUUCAGUAGGACGCCAGACUAACAUUAAAAUAUCCCACUUUUCAGAACAUAUUUGUAUACGUGAAAUUAAUACAAGGUGAUAUGUUAAACAAUCUGAUAAGUCUACAUAUAACAUCCUACUAGUUUUAAUUACAUUUUCUGCACUUUUCAAGUGUAUGUAAUACCUGCUCACUACCUAUAAUAUAUAUACAUGAGGACACAUUCCGAUAGUUAGAAGGAAAGAGGACCACUUUUACUAAAAAGUGAAAGAAGCACUUCGUGGGCUGAGCGCGAAACUAUUGUAACUGUAUAUAAAUAAAGAACAAGAUACAAUAGUUUCGCGCUCAGCCCUCGACUUUAAGACUAUAACUAAACAUCACUUUUAUUCAAAUUUCCUUUCCGAUCAUUUUGGAUUUCAACUCAAAGACUAUAUAUUUAUAAACAGAUGUUGCUUGAGACAAUGGAUCACACUGUUUAAUAAUUAUUGAAGAUAAAAAAUGUUUCUAGAAAUCGAGAACUUCAAGUAAAGUCUGGAGGCGAGCCUCUAUAUUUGUUAUCACUGCAUUUUUAUUCGUUAUUGUACUGCCGUUUGUUUCCAUCUUUGAAGUGUGAUAUAUUGAUCGUGUUACAUAGUGUAUAUCAAAAUAGACCAUGAGUAAACUGUUCAUAAAAAUUCCAUUGUAAGCAACCAUUUACAUUUCACCAAUGUCUUCCAGGUACUUGUUUUAAAUUAGAGAUAUAUCAUGUGUACAUGACAUUUUCAAAGCAAUGAAUCUGUAAUAUUUUGACAAGGUCAAGUACAGGUAUUUUGAUGUUCUGUUUAUUCUUUAAAAAAAAUAGAAAUAAUGACUGAAGCGUAUUCUUGCCCAGACAAAGUUUGGUUUUUAGUUCGACUUUUUUAACAUUUUGUUAAAGUAUUUGAUGAAGUCAAAUAUCUCUGUUACUAUCAAAGCUAUUGACUUGAAAUUUAAAAUAGUUAUUUACUAGAAACAACCCCAUAACUCUGGUUUGAAUUUUGACAGAGGUAUGCCCCUUUUUAAUUUAGAAUAAAUGUUUUGAUAAAGUCAAAUAAUCUCUGUUACUGUCAAUGCUUUUGACGUGAAACUUAAAGUAGUAGUUUACUAUCAAAAUCUACACAAGAAGAAAUAAUCCCUAUAACACUGAUUUGGAUUUUGACAGAGUUAUGCCACUUUUUAACUCAGAACUUUUUGGUUAAACUUUUUGAUGAAGUCAAAUAUCUCUGUUACUAUUAAAGCUAUUGACUUGAAACUUAAAAUAGUUAUUUACUAUCAAAGUCUUCACUAGGAAAAACAAUCUCCAUAACUCUGAUUUGAAUUUUGACAGAGUUAUGCCGAUUUUUAAUAUAGAAAUGUUUGGUUAAAGCUUUUUAAAAUUAUUACUGGAAAAGCUCUAAAUCAGAGUCAAGCACUGAGAAAAGUCGAGCGCGUUGUCAUCAGACAGCUCUUGUUGCUGAUAUUACUACUUUUUUCAACAGCCUUAUAUUUACAUGAAUGUCAUCGUUAUUGUGUUUUUGACUUUGAAGGACACUUGAUAAUCAUAAAACUCAAAUUAUACUUUCCUUUUGAAUUGUUUUGAUUUCUAAAUUUACAGUGUAUUUGUUUUGCAUUAACAUUGUUAGUAAAUAUGACAGUUAUGUGAUACAGCGAAAUCGGAAAAUAAAGAAAUAAAAAUGGAA